AACGCAAGAAAAAAUUGAAAUGUCUGACAAACCAAAGCGUCCUCUUUCCGCAUAUAUGUUGUGGCUCAACGCUGCACGCGAGCAGAUUAAGCGCGAAAAUCCAGGCAUUAAAGUAACCGAAGUGGCGAAAAAAGGUGGAGAGUUAUGGCGUUCAAUGAAGGACAAGUCGGAAUGGGAAGCAAAGGCAGCUAAAGCCAAGGAAGAUUUUGAUGAAGCGGUGAGAGAAUUUGAGGCCCAUGGAGGCAGCUGCCGAAUUUAUAUUCAUAUAAUCAGCUGGAUUGAAAACACGUUUGCACAAAGUUUGAAGUCACUCACAUCAAAGGCAUACCACCAUCGAUUGGCUACAAGUACCGGCAUAUCUAAAUGAAUUUCUGGAACAAAGAGCUACCCGAUGAACUGAAUCAAAUUGCGAACAUUCAACGGCAACCAUAUUUGCAUGCAACCGUCUACGAUAAAGCUAAUGGGGCUAUUGCAUCACAACGCCCACGUGACGGCACUGCCACCACAAUGCACCGCACAUAUCCGUUGCAGCGGCAUGGCAUUGGUGGUGGCAGUGAAGUAAUAACCGGGCACAUGAGUCAAUUUGGCACACGUGAUAAU
Anastrepha ludens (Mexican fruit fly) is the source of this 600-nucleotide messenger RNA. RefSeq names its product high mobility group protein D-like. Lineage: Eukaryota; Metazoa; Arthropoda; Insecta; Diptera; Tephritidae. The coding region runs from base 20 to 367 and encodes 115 amino acids. Gene Ontology annotation, molecular function: transcription cis-regulatory region binding. The record is from RefSeq and is a predicted model, not a curated record. The transcript is spliced from 2 exons.